This is a messenger RNA of Phlebotomus papatasi, 3391 nucleotides long. It is a transcript of the gene Lerp, whose product is annotated as cation-independent mannose-6-phosphate receptor. The transcript has 7 exons. Gene Ontology annotation, biological process: lysosomal transport. Lineage: Eukaryota; Metazoa; Arthropoda; Insecta; Diptera; Psychodidae. The coding region runs from base 243 to 2690 and encodes 815 amino acids. Gene Ontology annotation, molecular function: signaling receptor activity; D-mannose binding. The record is from RefSeq and is a predicted model, not a curated record.
AAAUGGUUUGUGUCAAGUUCUUCGUGGAAAAACAAGUGUUCGUGACUCAAAAAGAAUAAUCUAAUCGGAGAAAUAGGUAUCAAAUUAUCUUAUAACAGCACUUUUUGAUCCGAAAGAAGUAUAGCAGUGUGUCGGGAGAAGAAGUGCAAGUGCUUGGUUAGUGAAAAUUGUUAAUUGACUAACCGUGAGAUAACAUUUUCUGUGAGACCCUGAACAUUUAGCUAUUUUUUUAUUUUGUGGCAAUGUUUUGCAAUUUAUUUGUGAAAUUUUCCUGCGUUUUGUUUGUUCUUCUGCUGGCCCAGGACUGCCAUAGUCUGGACAAAGUGGAAGCUACUGGUGAUGGAUGCAACAUUACUGAUCCUCUCUACAAUGCUACAUUUAAUUUUGGAGCCCUCCAUACGGAUUUGAGCCAUUCAGUAGCCCUCGGACAGGGCAGUUCAAUUGAAUUUAAUGUUUGUGGUGGAAUAUCGAAGGAAUGCAAUGGUACUAAGGGAGUUGCAGCCUGCGUGACUACCACGUCCAAGGACAAAGAUAUUGUUCUUGGUACUGGGCACACUCUUAAACUAACUAAUGGUAGAUUUCAAUUUGAUUUUAUGGGAGAGAAGUGUACCAAUGAUAAGAAUUGGACACUCUCAGUAAUUCUUGAUUGCGAUUAUACGUCCGUAAAGAAUCCCUUUAGCAUUGUGAAGACCAAUGAUAAGUGUUCCUAUUCGGUGAUUUAUCGUACGAAGUUGGCCUGUGGUCCAUCAUCCUUCAAAUCCCUUGACUCCUGCUCCGUACCCUUGAACAAUGUCCAAAGUGUGAAUCUCUAUCAAUUGGCCAAUGUGAAUCAUGUUGUUGAUGAUCGCAAUGGAGGUACCUUCCUAAUAAACAUCUGCAAUCCUGUCCACUGGGAUUUGGAUGUCAUGUGCCCCGUGGGAUCCGGUGUCUGCUUCAUCAAUAACACUGAGAAUGAUCUCACAAAGAAGUUCCGCAAUCUGGGAACGAUUGAAAAGCCAACGGUGAACAAAGGCGAAAUUUCAAUCAAAAUGGACAGUCCGGAAACUUGUCCUCUUGAUCCGAAAAAGAAAAUCUCCUCCCUCAUAACAUUCCGUUGCGAUAAAAGCACAAAAGUGGAUGAGGUGGAAUUUAUCGGAUUCCACGAUUGUCAGUAUUUAUUUGCGUGGCAGACAAAAACUGUCUGCGAUAACUCUGAGCCCUGUACAGCUGUUGAUCCCAAAACUGGCGCCAAGUACGAUCUCAGAGAACUCUCCAAGAAGCCCUACAAUGUCUCCCAUGACAAUCACACUUACACCUUCGGAAUCUGCUCCGCUCCUGGCCAUCCUUGCCUGGAAUCUUCAGGAGCUUGUGAGAUCAAUCCAGCGGAAACUACUGCCCUCGGUCUGGCAAAUGACAAGAUCCUGAUCAAUGAGACCGGUUCCCCGUAUCUCAAGUACGAAAAUGGAGGAUUGUGCAAGGAGAACAAGCAACAUUCGUACACAAUCAUUGAGUUCGUGUGUGCUGAACAGGGAAUGGAAACUGGCCCAAAGAUUAUCGAGAAUACAGGAUGUCGCCUGAUUAUUCAGUUUGUGACGCAACUCGUGUGUUCGCAGACGCAGAUAUCCUGUCAGACCAAUAAUGGAUCAUACCAACAUGUCAUUAAUCUCACUCCUCUCAUCAGUUUCACAGAGAACUACGUCGCCAAUGUGAGCUCCGGUGUCAAGGACGACAAUGCAAAGAGCAAGUACUUCAUCAAUGUCUGCCGACCACUAGUGCCUCAAUAUGGACUGAGUUGUCCUGGAGGAUCUGCCAUUUGUCAGGCCACCAUUGAGAAUGGGAAGCCUGAGAGUGAGAAGAGUCUUGGGUAUCCCGAUGUGUCUCUGACCAUGGUCAAUACGCCUUUGGGAUCGAGGGCCCAGCUCAAGUAUUUGAGGGGAAGUGUCUGUCCUGCAGACAAUGCAACUCAACUGUCCUCCUCCAUAGAUUUUUACUGUGAUCCGAAAGUUGGUCGGGGUAAUCCUGUCUUGAAGGCCAUUGUACAUGAUUGUUUUUAUGAAUUUGAAUGGGCCACCAAUGUAAUCUGCCCCAUCUACAAUUGCGAGUUCAGCAAGAAGCAUUGCUCCAUCCACAAUGAUGAAACCGACAAAGAAUUUGACUUGAUGGAUUUGGUAAAAUCAAAUUCAGAGUUGACAGCAAUUAAGUUCUGUGAACUCGACAAGUAUCAAGUAGAGGCAGAUUAUGCUCAAGGCAGUGUCAAGGUGUUUACCAUGUCCAAAGAAAAAUGUGGUGAUAUGAAUAUUCAACUGAAACUGAAUUGCAAUGGUGAAGAGCGAAAUUUCACAACGAAAAAUGAUGAGCACUGUUCUUUGCUGGUGACUUAUGAAACACCAUCGAUUUGCUCAAUGUUGGGACUACAACCACCUGAAAAGGCAUCGCCUCCACCACCAUCUGUCACGACACCAAAAUCACCGGAAGAUGGAAAGGACAACAAGACGGACAGCGGCAAUUCUCAUGACGGUGACAAGAAGUCAGGGGGCGGAGUGUCUACAGUUGGAGCUAUAUUUAUUGUGAUGGCUGUUUUUGGGGCUGUUGGAGGCAUUGGAUUUGCCCUCAAGGAUCCCGAGAGACGUGCAAAACUUUUCUCUCUCAUUCGUCGCAAAGACACCAAUGUUUCGUAUUCACGGGACUUUGGCGACCAUUACGACAUAUAAUUUAUUUAUUAGUUUCGUUCGUAUAAAAUUUUAAAAGAAUUUUUGUUUUGAGCACCUGUUUUAAAUUUUGUAAAAAGGUUUCUUUUCUUUGAUAUUACACGAAUUUGGCUGUAAAAUACGCUUUUAAACAUUGUUUUUUGUUUUAAGACUUGCAAAAUAAUUUAGCGAUAAUUGUGUAAUAGGGAGAUCUUAAAAUCAAUGUCAUAAAUUGCAGGUUUCCAAUGAAGAAGCCAGCCUUUUGAUGAAUCCAGCCAGACUAAAUGAUAGUGAUGAUGAACUUCUAAUCUAAUCAGCUUUUGCGAGUCUUUUUGAACUUACACAUAUUUUUGCAGUAUGUCACCUUUUUUAAGCGUUCCUUUUCCGCCAAAAAAAAAAACAAAUGGUUAUACACCUGUGAAACUAAUUACUUGUUGAAGUUUCUUAAAUGAAAUUUCUUGUGUAUUUGCUGUAAUUGAGAAACUUAACUCACUGUAGUAUUCUUAAUUUAAUCCAAAGGAAUGGACACAUUUGUGAUGUUUACGGAAGCUAUUAUUUUAAUUUUUAAAAUAAAUUAAAGGAAAAUAUUGAAUUGAUUAAAAAAAAAUGAAAAAUACCAAAUGAAUUGAAUGUGAAAUGAAAGAAUUUAGAAGUGAUUUUUUUUGUUGUGUCAGAAGGAUAUUUUUAUAUUAGCUAGGCAAAUAAAAGUCAAAAUGAAAAGAAAA